AUGGGACGAACGACUCGGUUGGAGAUCGUGGACCAUUCGUUGAUUCAAAAGUCGUACAUCGUGCACUCGGACGCGACCGGGUCGCCGUGGGCGGACGCGCUCGCGUGGAGCGGGGUCGCGUGGCUGUUGCUGCGGUCUGUGAGUGGUCUUGCUUCAUUCUGAAAAGUUGAUACAUAAUUUGACCAGAUACGGAACACGUUACACAGGGCUACUAUACGUGGAUGGGGUUGUUGCUGGCAGGGGUCUGGGUCAAGCUCAAGUCUGGCACAGUCACUUCUGGUGAGUACACGCCCUGGCGCAGUUUCCUACUUUUCCUAUAUCUGGAACGUGUAUGGAAGGAUGUUUGAAGAUGCACUGCAGGGAUUGUGAACGUCGAAAGUGCAGGCAGGACGAGGGAACACGUAGGCUUUGUGAUCAGCUUCGCUGCCACCAGGCCAGAGGCUACGGCUCUGCAAUUACUGUGCCAGCUCUCAACCCAGAACCCCCCGUGCGACUUCUCAUCCAUUCGGAUCAUUUCCCGGAGCCACUAGAUGACAAUGUCGCGCCUUCGUCAUCAGCGUCCAGCCCCAUUGACCGUGCCCGUCUCCCGCCCCCACAUGACCCCUGACCGUGCGCCUGCCUUCACUCCCCCCCCUCCCAGAAUCCCUCCUGGCCGUCCGAUCCCUCGGUCUCCAACUCACCACAUUAAGAGGUCUCAUUCUCCGCUUCCCCUUCUCAUCAUCGACUUUCACCCUCCUUCGAUCGAGCUCGAACGUCCUCCUCCCCUUGGGCGACAUCCAGGACAUCACCCUCAACGAGGUCAUUUACGGAUGGGGGAUUCGCUACGUCUUGGUCGUGAUCCAGAAACCGAAAGUCGAUACCGACGAUGGGAAGUUGAUCAUCGCUUAUGAGGUGAGAAGCGAGCAUCCGAGAAAGCGCCUCGGUGUUGGAAGGCUGUUCGGAGCUGAGCUUUUUGCGAAUCUUUUUUUUCCCGAGCAGGAAUUGAUGCCGAGAUUACCUCAAUUGGAAAGGGUUUGGAGGGGUGUACGAUCCGUUCUAUUCGAUGAACUGGACCGAGAAGACUCGGAUACAGAUACUGAUCUCGAGCGAGAGAACAAACCGCCGAUAGACAGUUGA
Microbotryum saponariae is the source of this 1116-nucleotide messenger RNA. NCBI's taxonomy places the organism in Eukaryota, Fungi, Basidiomycota, Microbotryomycetes, Microbotryales, Microbotryaceae. The record is from the annotation of a GenBank genome assembly.